Molecule: messenger RNA, 1566 nt
Organism: Adineta ricciae
Lineage: Eukaryota; Metazoa; Rotifera; Eurotatoria; Adinetida; Adinetidae
Source: the annotation of a GenBank genome assembly
AUGAGUUCAUCGACCGCUGAAAAAGCCGAGGUAGAUGCUUUAAUUGCUCAAUUAGGUUCAUCACGAGAUGAUGACAGAAAAACAUCGACUAAUAACAAUGCCAGUGUUGAUGCAAAUGCAGAACGAAAACGUGUUCCAAUACGUCGAAAUUCAGGUUCCAAUUCCGGGACUCAAGUUGUCGGUUCACCAACAGAUGUUCAUGGACAUUUAUUACAAAAGAAUGCCAAGAUCUCCAAGAAGUAUAAUCGAAAAUCAAGACAAGGUAAAGGCCGUGGUCUAGCAAAGAAAGGCGGUGGCGGCGGUGGAUAUACCUGGGGUGCAUUAGGUUCUGAAUUACUUGAAGAAUAUAACGAAGAUUUAGAUGAAGAUGAUUUGGCUGAUUUACAAUAUAAUCAAGCGAAAGCGAAACAUCUUGCUGAAUCGCAGAACCCACCGUCAGAGAGUAAAUCUACUAAAUUAGAAUUGAUUGAAAGCAUGGAGAAAGAUGUAAAACCGUUGAUCGAUGAAUACUUUGUCAAUGGUGAUGCGAAUGAUGUUGCUCAAUGCUUACGCAAAUUCGAUUUUAAACAACAGGGCGGUGGCGAAUUGAUUUCUUAUAUUGUGACAAUGUCAUUGGAAAAAUCGAAUGUUCAUAGAGAACUAAUUUCACGUUUGUUACAUGAUCUUAAUGGCAUUAUUUUACGUCCGAAUGAUUAUAUUAGUGGUUUUAAUUCGUUGUUGGAAUCAUUGAAUGAUUUAUCACUUGAUAAUCCGGAAUGUUCGAGCGAUCUCGGUAAAUUCAUUGCACGUUCCGUUGCUGAUAAGUGUAUUGACAAUACUGGUGGAAAAUACUUCGAUCAGUAUAAAGGCAAUGUGAAAUGUGCGAAAAUGCAGGCAGCGUUGGAUAAAGCCGAAACACUGGUUUCGAUAGGUGACUUUUAUUUUCUGAAUAAUGUUUGGAAUGCUCAAUCAAGUGGAUUUCGACCUGUACGAGAAUUAGCUGAUAGAAUGAAUGUCAUUAUUCAUGAAUAUUAUGAUAGUGGUGAUUCUGAUGAAACAAUUCGGUGUUUGAAAGAAUUGAAUGUUCCACACUUUUUUCACGAAUUUGUCUAUGAACUCAUAGAUUUUUGUUUCGAGAAAAAUACUGAACGUGGUCAACAAUUAACGAUAAGUCUGCUUGAAACUUUGACCAAAUCAGCUGUGAUUACUUAUGAUCAACUUAAAACUGGCAUGUUACGUUUGUUUGACGAUAUCGAUGAUAUUCAACUCGAUAAGAAAAGAAAAUUCUUAAUCAUGAUAUUACAUCAAACGCACCUCAAAAAGGCCGAAAACGUAUCACCAGUGAAGGUGAAUCGACUAAACACGGAAAAGAAUAACUUCCAAUUUAAUCCAAGCGACAACAUGCAACUGACUUGUUUGCGUCUGUUUUUUACUCCGAUGAACAUUAUUAGCUGUUCUCAACUCUUUCAUUUCAGUUGCAAAAAAGUACACACAACAAAAGAACAUAUUUUUCGUUAUCUAAAAACUAAUAAAUCUUGCCAAACAUACAACGGUGAUCUGUUAUUUCGUUUUUUGCACAUUCUUUAA